Messenger RNA from Diplodia corticola, 771 nucleotides. RefSeq names its product nad-binding protein. The transcript has 8 exons. Gene Ontology annotation, molecular function: oxidoreductase activity, acting on the CH-OH group of donors, NAD or NADP as acceptor. The record is from RefSeq and is a predicted model, not a curated record. Lineage: Eukaryota; Fungi; Ascomycota; Dothideomycetes; Botryosphaeriales; Botryosphaeriaceae. The coding region runs from base 1 to 771 and encodes 256 amino acids.
AUGAACCAAAUCCCCGAUGCGCUCUACUGCGACCAGGAGACCACCACCUGGGUCGUCGUGGGCGCCAGCAGAGGCAUUGGCCUCGAGUUCGUCCGCCAGCUGAUAGCCCGCGGGGAGAAGAUCAUUGCGACGGUCCGGCAGCCCUAUGCCGAACAUGCUUCUGCGCUCUGGGGCCACUCGGGAAACGACCAUGGCCGCUGCCAGAUGUUUGUCUGUGACAUUCUAUCAGAAGCCAGCAUCGCAAACUUCGUGAAUCAGCUCGCCGCGAUCCCCAACUUCAAGAUAGACUAUGUCGUAAUCAAUGCCGGUGUCUUGAGAUACCCCAAUAGGGCCACUGAACUAUCGUUCGACGAGUUUGCCUUCCAUCUACACACCAACACCAUUGGCCCGAUCAUCACCGCCCAGAAGCUGCUUCAGACCAACAUUCCGAUUGGCACCAUUGUUUUCAUGUCCAGCGACUCGGGAUCGGCCAUCAACUUUCGAGAGAUGGAAGACGGGUUUGCUGCCUACGCCGCGUCAAAGUGUGCUCUCAACCAAAUGCUCCGGCACAUGGCCGCCGAGUUGAAACGGCAGGACGACGACACCAUCAUUCUCGCGAUCCAUCCGGGAGAAGUGGCAACGGACAUGUCCAACAUCGACCUGCCCUGGCCCAUCGCGGGCCAAAUCAGCCCCGAGGUGUCUGUCGCGGGCAUGAUCGAUGUGAUACAAAGCAAAGGCAUCCAGCAUAGCGGUACUUUCUGGACGUGGGAGAACGUGCCUCACCCUUGGUAG